AUGUCUGUCCAACAAUCCAAGCCAAAGCAGAAGAAAGUCAAAGCAAAAAAGGAUGAUGCCGGCUACGCAUCCGGGGAAUUUUCCUUGGACUGGGAUGUAGACAGCUACAAGACGGAGUACGAAAGUGAUGAGCACUGGGAUCUGCGACGCAGCUUCAUGCUGGCCCACAAAGAUCGUUUUGAGGAGGACCGGCUGGUGUGCCUGGCCCAAACGUUCGUCAACAUGGAGUUCAUGGGCUGCAAGUAUCCGAGCGCGACGAUGCUUUUGGUGGCCGAGUUGUCCAAGGAAAUCGCAGCGGAAUUCCGUCAGAAACGGGAACAGCGCCUCAAGCGCACCUUUGUCUCGGCGUCGGAUGCGGCGGAGCAGCGCGCCAAAGGGCGCCGGGCUCCACCCCUUUCCUCGGCGGGCUCCCCAGAGGAUAGCUCGAACAUAAAUCGCCAGUGUUUUGGCGGCGGAGAUCCAAUCGAUCUCUAUCAAGACCUGCGUUUCGGUCGGCUCAUUGUGUACUUGGCUGGGGGACGGUGCAGCCUGCAAAACUCCUGCCAAAUUGCGAAUGUCAAGUACGAAGAGCGUGACAGCCGAGAACAGCCAUUAAGCGAUAAUACAAAAUGCGCCGAAAUAUUAGUAAAUGAUGAGGUAAUAGCGACAGGACAGGGGGAGAGCCUUAAGGCGGCCAAGAAAGCUGCCUAUAAGCAGGCGCAUUUGACGAUCCAGUCCUAUUGCUAUAGUAUUAAGCUGAAUGCCACGCGCGACACCAUUAAGGUGGAAAAAAACAAGGACGGCGUCAACAUCAAAGUCACCAAUGAGUCCGCCGACAGUCAGGGCGAUCCCAAGUUGGACCCCAGCAACAAGGGAUAUCACAUGAUGCGUCUGAUGGGCUGGACAGGCGGUGGCUUAGGGCGACUGAAGCAGGGACGUGAAGAGCCCGUAUGUUAUCUGCUAAAGAACAAUCGUAAUGGUCUUGGAUUGAUAAAUCCAAAGGGAAAUUUCGCUGAUUACCGCAAGCUUAUAGAAAACUAUGUGAGAUCGGACGACAUACGUGACAUGCAGUUUGAGCCCACGUUUUCGAAGGAAGAAAGAACCACGCUUCACCAAAUCGCCCGAAGAUUUGGCUUGCGUUCGGCUAGCUAUGGGAGUGGAGAGAGCCGGCGGCUUUUGAUCACCAAGAAGAUCGACUAUGGCACAAUACUGACAGAGGUCCUGCUUCGGCGCAACCCCAAGUUUUGUGAUCGUUACUUUGUGCACGUGCCCAUGCAGAAGGCGCACCUGUUUCCUGGUCAUGUGGCCGACCUGGAGAUGGAUGAUGUAUGCGAAUAGGCAGGACGAACAAAACCUCAGCUCAUAGUACUCUUAUAAAAAGAUCUUCUUUAUUCUUAGUUUUAAUAUAAAGGAUGUAAAAUACAUGAAAAGUAUUUCUGAC
Molecule: messenger RNA, 1420 nt
Organism: Drosophila simulans
Lineage: Eukaryota; Metazoa; Arthropoda; Insecta; Diptera; Drosophilidae
Product: NF-kappa-B-repressing factor
Exons: 5
Coding region: 1-1317 (438 amino acids)
Molecular function (GO): nucleic acid binding
Source: RefSeq, a predicted model, not a curated record